AUGGAAACGUACGAUAAAUUGGUGAAAGUGUUCGGUGAUGAAGCCCUGAGUCGUGCUCAGGUGUUUCGAUGGCAUAAAAAUUUUAAAAAUGGUCGUGAAAGCGUCGGGGAUGAACCGCGAAGUGAGAGACCGGUUGAAGCUCGAACUGACAACAAUGUUCAGCGUGUGCGCACNAUUUGUCCAUGAAAAAGCUGUGUGCAAAGAUGGUACCGAAGAACCUUUCGGCGUGCCUUCAGUGUGUCGCGAUUUUUGACCUCUAAGAACAUCGCAGUGUUGCCACAAGCGCCCUAUUCGCCGGAUAUGUCACCCUGUGACUUCUUUUUGUUCCCUCAAACAAAAUUGGCCGUGAAAGGAACGCAUUUUGAGUCCAUAACUGACAUCCAGAACGCCGUGACGAGGGUACAUCAGGACAUUCCAGUCGAAGUCUUCCAGAAAUGUUAUGAGAGCUGGAAAAAACGUUGGAAUCAGUGUAUAGUGGUGGGAGGGGAGUACUUUGAAGGGGAUCACAUCGAUGUAUCUUAAUAUUUAAAUAUACGUAUUUUAUUGAAUUAGUCUCAUUACUUAUUGGUUAGACCUCGUAUAUAAUAAAUACGUACAUAAUAUAAAUGUUUAAAAUCUCUUAACUUGUUACCUAUUGAGGUAAAUGUGGAUUAAGGUGAAAUAAGAAUUAACAUAAUUUGUAUAGUAAUAACAUUGGUUAUAAAUUCACCGUAUAAAUUAUACUACUGACGCCAAUCCCGUAUUUAAUAAACUAAAAAAAAUAAAAAGGUUAGAUACUGGCAACGGGUGUAGGCGGAAAGUUGGGAAGGUAGAAUAUAGACGUGAAUUGAAUGUAUAUCUGUAAGCAACGAUAAACCAUUGUUUAUGAAAAAACUAUUCUGAACGGAGUUCAGUUGAUAGUGAUGCUUUGUCACCAAUUUAUAUAUAUAUGUCAUUUUCUAGUAACAUGAUUAAAAAUGCUGUAUAUAUUUUUUUAAAUAAAAUUUGUUUAAUGUACUACUGUUUUUCCCGAUUUUUCACAUUUGCUGGGAAAAAUAUUGGGAAAAUCAAAAAAUGACCUUUAAAGUACCUUCCUAGUAAAAUUCCCUUUUAGAAAUAUUGCUAUGAUUAAAAGUUUGAGCAAAAUUGCUGGUUGAAAAGUUGCGCAUAGGAAAAAAAAAUCGUAAGGUUAUAUUUAUUAUAUUUCGUAAAUUUUCUCAUUUUUUGUUUCUGUUUUUCGGAUUUGAUGAGAAAAUCGAAAAAUGACUUCCUUAGAGUACCUCCCCACGCCGAUUUCCUUUCAGAAAAAGUGUUACACCUAGAAAUUCCACGUAGAAAAUUUUCCGAUAGAAAAGUUACACACAGAUAAAAAAAAAAUUAAAACAAAUAUCUUCGUAAAACCAUAACUUCUUCGCUCCACUCAGAAUCUAAAAUAUUUAUAAUACAAAAUCCAGUUUCCAUUUUUUUGGAUGCUCAGUUUAUCGAUAACCUCAUAUACCAUGAUUUUUAUUUAUUUACCGGUGAUAUGUCAACCCAUAAAGCCAAACCAUUAAGUCUGUUCUAAUAAACAAAGUAUAUAAUAAUUACUAAUUUAUAAUUAUAUUUCAAUAAUAAAUUGGAAAAUUGACAAAAUAUUUACUUUUGUCAUACUAUUUCUUAGGUAAAAAAAUGGUAAAAUGUAUGAAAUGUAGGUAUUAGUUGAAAAAUAUUUCGUCCUCUUUUUUUUCUUGUGAAUUACUUUUCUAACAGCCAUAAUUUUGCUCUUAUUUACAAUAGAAGCACUUUUUCUGAUAGGAAAUCUUACCAGGAAGGUAUUUUAGAGGGGUCAUUUUUCGAUUUUUCAAGUUUUCCCAGAAAAUGUGAAAAACCGGGAAAAAACAUGGGAAAAUUGGUACAAUAUUAAACAAAUAUUAUUAAAGAAAAUAUAUUUAAUUUUACCAUUAUAUAUUGUUGACAAAGCAUCACUAUCAACUGAACUCCGCUCAAAAUCGUUUUUUCGUUAGCAAUGGUUUAUCGUUACUUACAUUAAAUUAUUUAUAACAGUGGUUGCGUCCGUCUCCAUUAUUCUAGAACGUCUUUUUUCCGUGCUUUUUUUUUAAAUUUUGUUUUUGUUCAGACUGUUAUUAAUUGGAACAAUAAUAUGUAUUUCAUCGUUAUUUAUAUGUUAUAUUUAAAACCUACCUACUCUAAAAUCGAAAUUUAUAGACGCAACAGUUUUGCUCAAAUGAGGUUAGUCUACUAUAAGAUUUGCCAUGGUAAAUUCUGAAAUAUAACGUUUUGCCGGGUAUGAGGUUUGCUUAAUUCGACUUUUCCCGUAACAGAUACCACAAAUUCGUUGAGAGUAACCGAUGACUAUUUCCCCUCAAAAUUGGAAUCAGUUACAAAAUUAUGAAAUUCAUUUGGUUUUGCCGGUCACACUAGUUACAAAUCGGUCAAAAACUAUUGUGACCAUCUUGGAUAGACGUUAACGAUUGGUGACUUCAUUAUCCUCUCCAGAAUUAUUAUUUUCUCUCGUUAAACCAUCAGCGCGAUAUGGCGUCUAGAACAUGUUACCAUUAUUAUCGUAGCCGUUUAAGUUGUUGCUGUCUUUGUCGUAAUCUGUCGUUCAAAAUGAGUCUUAUUAUUUUGCAACAAUAGGGGGGGGGAUAUACCUUGUAGUUUUAACGAAAAUAUUCACCGUUAACACCGUCUCACACUCACACCGGAUAGAGUAAGAGUAUAAACCUAACCGGAUACUAUGAAUUGUAACCGUACCAAAAUGGUUUACUAUCAAUUUGUGACCGGUGACUCUCAAUGAAUUUGUGGAUACACUCUGUAUAUUUAUCUGUGAAACAUUUGACCAUAAUUUAUUUGAUUUGAUUGUCUGAUAUAUUAUAGGUUUUGUGUAAUAAUAAUAAUUAUAAAAAUAGUGUGUUAAUUUAUAUUUUUAUUUGUAACCAUUGUCUAUUAAAAUAACAAUUAAUUGUUGAUACUCAAAGAAAAUUUAAAAUAUUCAUUCAAGUAAUUGACACUAUUAUAUUAAACUGAAGUACAGAAAACAUGUUAUAGGUAUUAUAAAAACAAUUUUUAAGUUUCUUACGGUCAUCGUAUAUGCUAUUAAUAUUUACUUUUUCUUCAAUUACAUCAUCGAGUUGAAAUUACCGACCCAGAAAACCGUAAUGCCAACAAGCAUCGUUGUCUAUUUUGUUUUUUUUGUCUACCUAUCGUUAAUGAGUUGCAACAUAACUACAUGAGAAAUUUUUUUAUUAUUAAAAACUAAGGGUGUAAAAUAAAUUACAAUUUAGAUUCUAUUGUAAUAAUUAUAUUUGUAACUAGCCGUAAUCUGAUAGAUAUAACUGCCAUUUAAGUUUUUUUUCUUAUUCUCCUUGAGACAUUUUUCAAGGACAUGGUGUCACGAUUUUAUAAUUUUAAUAGCAAACUAAUAUAAGGCAAAAAAAACAAGUGCAUAUUUCAUUUACCAGAGCAAUAGACAAAUUUGUAUAUUAUAUAUGAUUCUAACUAUUUUAGUUCAAAGUUUUAAUUUUGCAAAAUAUAUUAAUAAAUACAGAAUAGCGGUUACAUUUAUUCACGUGAUUCAUCUGUUUUGAGAGGUCAUAAAGAGAAAGAUAAUGCCCUUGAGUAUAUCACGACAGUAACUAUUAAUCCGUUAGCUGUAAAUUAUUUUAAUUUGACCUUCAAUUUAAUCCUUUUUUUUAGGUAUAUUGAUACAUUUUGUCCUCCUUGUAUACAAGAAUAGUAUAAUAAUACAAAUAUAAUACGAUCGUCACAUUAAUAAUUUAUCAUAAAAAUGAUUCUGUAUUAAUAAUGUAUUGUUAAACUAAUUAGGUAUUUAAUUAUAUUUAUUAAAUAUAAUAACGAAUAUUAGAGGCCUAUAAAUUAUAUUAUAUUAAUACAAAUACAUGCCAAUGAAAACAAAUCAAUUUUUUUCUAUAUAAUAUCAAAAUUGGUUCUGUUCUAAUUUUAAUAAAUGAUAGUGAUAUUAUUAUGCAAUUUUAAUUUUAUUUGUAUUAAUUUAUGUGGCAUUAUAGUUUGUUAUAUAAUAAUUUUAAUAUCAAUGUACUCAAAAUAUAUAGGUAUGAAUUGUAUUAUUGUAUUAUGUUAUAUAAAGGAAAAAAAUUAUUAAUCAGAGUAUGGUAGAAUUAUUAAAAUUAAACAUUAAAAUGCUACAAUAACUUUAAAAUUUAUAAAAUGUAUAGGGAUCAGUGGUGGAUUUUGGACAUUAGGGUCAUUUUCCUACCCAAACACCGUAGUAUAGUCACAUUAUAAAGAUAUGGAUAGGCUAUCCUUUUCUAAUCAGUAUUCUAAGAUUGAGUUAUAAAGUGAGGUGGUUUUUUUCUUUUAUAGUGUUUUAAAUUUUGAGAGUAGCGAAGAAUGUAUUGAUUGUCUAAGUUGUUUUAGAUUCCGAGCGUAGCGACGGAGCUAUUGGUUUUACAAUACUGUUCAUUUCUUCUUCUUUUUCUUUCUUUCUUUGUUCUAAUUUGUAAACACGUUUUUUCUUAGUAAACUUGUUCCAAUUUUUACGUGUAGUAACUUUUAUGAAAGCUCAAAUCAUCUAGAUUGUACUUUAAACAGGUCAUUUUUUAAAUAAAAGCACUUAAGUGGGAAAAAACGUAGGAAAACAUACAAUUUCACGAUUUCAAUAUUUUAUAAAAACCUUUAAUGAAAGGAAAUUUUCUUAAAGCGGUACUUUAGGGAGGUCGUAUUUUGAUUUUCCCGGUUUUUUUUCCAAUAAACGAGAAUAAGUGGAAAAAAAACGUAAGAAAAACGGGAAAUUUAGGAAAAUAAUGCAUUUAUUAUUUGUUCAAUUUUGUUAUUUGUGGCAGAAAACUUACCUUUUCUAGACAUGAUAAAAUUUUCAAAAUAUUUGGGCCAUUUUUAGGCUUUUAAAAAAAAUUUAAUAUUUUUAUGAAUAUCAGUUUAAAAUAUUCGUAUCGAAAUAAUGGACUUCAAAUUUAGACAAAAACUUAUAUUUAUAUUUUCUAGACGUAGUAAAAUAUUCAAAAAAUGUAUGCUAUUUUUAAGCUAUUAAUAAAAAUUUUAAUUUUGCGAGUUUUAUACGUAAUUUUUAUUCGGUAAGUACUGUGUGGUAAAAUUGUUAGACUAAACAGAAAUGCGUGAAAAUUUAAUAGGAAGUUCAUUAAAAGUCUUACUUUGAGGUCCAAAAAUAAAAUUGAAUUUAAUGUAGAAUUUUUUUACACAAAGGAAUUUUAAUAUCAAGUCUUAACAAAAAUCUUUCGAGUAAAAAAUGAUAUAGAACCAAUUUAAUUUUUCAAUUCUUUGUUUGACCUUAUGUAUUUUGCUAGUUGAAGAACGGUGGUGAAGUAAGAUUUGAGCGGACUGACAUCGUUUCGAAAUUAUAGCUUUUUGAAAUUUUGAUAUUAUGCGGAUAUUAUAUGAGACCUAGAGACCUAGAUAAAAUACCCUACUAUAUGUUGUACAAACUUUUAUACCAGAAAUCUUGCUCCGAUAUAUCAAGUGUAACUUAUUUUCUGAAAGGAAAUUUUAUCUCCAUGAUAACUUAGGGAAGUCAUUUUUUAAUUUUCAAGCAAUUUUUAUAACAUCUAGGAAUACCAGAAUAAAAUGUUGAACAAAUUGUAAAUAUAUGAAAUGUGUAAGUAUUAGUAAAAUAAAAAAUUUAAUAAAAUAAAAUUUUUUUUUUGAGUACAACUUUUCAACCAGAUAUUUUGAUCCAAUUUAAAAGUUUUCCCAGCAAAUGUGAACAACCGGGAAAAUCGGUACAAUAUUAAACAAAUAUUAUUAAAGAAAAUGCCUGGUUAAUUAUUUACGAUAAAAAACAUAUUUAUUAUUGACAAAGCUGAACUGUGCUUAGAAUCGUUUUUUCGUUAGCAACGGUUUAUCGUUGAUUACAGAUAUAUAUUAAAUUACCUAUAACAGUAGCUGCAUCCGACUCUAUUAUCCUAGAACGUCUUUUUUUAUCUAUAACUUUAUCAAUAACUGAUAAAUCUUACUUUUCCGCACCUCCUAAACUUCUCAUCUCACAUACAAUUAAAUUAUUAAUUGUUAAAAAAUUAACCUCUCCAUUAUUUUUGAUUAUAGUAUGCUUUUUUCUUGUAUUGUGGUAAAAUGUAUAUUAUAAGUAUUAAGAAUAAAUUUCAUUGUAGCGAAUGGUUUUGCCUACCCCUCCCCCAAAAAUAAAAAAAUUACGGUCUGGAUCAGUCACUGAUAUGGAUAUAUAUUAAUUAAACCUAUUUAUAUUUUAACAAUUACCAAUAGCAUAAACAUUUGGUAAAAAUGUUACAUUUGAAUUAAAGAUUUAUAGGUUUAUAAUGUACAUAUAUAGGUGUAUCCAAAUAUAACUAAAUUAUAAAACGUAUAUUGUGUUGUUCGUGCGUUUUUCCAAUCUAAUCCUUUUAUUUAAAACACAAAAAAAAAAAAAAAUACUAAUAUAAACUAUUAUUAAUGUAGUAAAUAUGAUUUUAUCUGCAACAGUUGUGAUGAUAGGAACAUAGCAAAUUUACACAUAAGUCUGUUAUUUCUGUGUAUUGAUUAAACACACAAUUAUCUUAAACUUAUUAAGAAUGUAAAUUUUGUUUAAAAACAUUUGUACUUUGUUUCGUAUCUAUGUUAUCAAUUUCAAUACCACGAUGAAAAAUAUGGUGAAAAUGAAAUUACAAAUUAUAUUUAUUUAUAUAAAUAUGUUUUUCUAAUAAUGACUCAUAUUGAAUAUCAUUACACACUAAAAACUAAACAAUUUCUAUAAUAAUAAUUUUUAAUAUGAUUUGCAUUUGUUUAAUUGCUCAAUCAUUUUAUUUUUCACGUGUACGUCGUACGCCAUCAAUUGUAUAAAUGGUUAAAUAAAAAUAACUUUUACAUUACAAGCUAGUAAGUAAGGACACGAGUUUCAGUAUUUGUCGUUAAACGAUUUUGGAAUUUAUGUUAUAAAUGAUAUUGCUAAAUCGAAUAUUAUAUUGAACUCGUACCACAAAGAACUUGUCAAGGAAAUCUCUAAUAGAUUAGUUUUCGCGAUUUAAACGUAUUUCAUUUUUUUUUUUUUUAUAGAUAUUUUAAUUAAAACUUCCUUGGGUUCUUUUAUGUAUAAUCAAUCAAAAUUAUAUCGAACUAAAUAUCAGAAAUGCUUAUAAUUUGAUGUAAGUUUGUAGGCCAGGGGCAUAUUUAUAGGCAGCUAUUGGCGCCUGCCAACGGUAUGUGUUAACCUAUGAACCCUAAGCCUUCAGAUAAAGAUAUCAUAUUAGACUUCGUGGAUGGUAAAACCGACAUUUAAGGGUUAAUUGAAUUAUCGAUCUUGUAUAUUCUAGACUAUAGAAUCUAGAGUCCAGAUAAACGCAAAAGAUAGGUAUAAGUCGUAUUAUUUUGGGUGUGGUAUAAUACGAAUUCUUUAAUAUAGAGGUUCCCAAAUUGUUUUUUUUCGUACACCACUCAUACGUAUUAUAGAUCUGUCACGUGACACUUAUGACUAAAAAUUUAACAAUUCAUAAUGUCUAUACCAUUUAUUUUAAAAUGAUAAGAACAUAAGACAGUAAAAUACUACAAUAUAAUCAACAUUAUACAAAUUAAAAAAAAAAUAUAUAGUAUUAGAUCCAUUAAAAACAUUUGUACAAGUAUGUAUUAAUCAAUUCUCCGAACUACUACCACUCGGCCUUCUGCAUACCACCGUGUUGCUUACCACGUACCACAGUAUGAGAACUGCUGCUUUAAUAAAUCAAUUCUAUUGUGCAGUGUAGCAAUAUAAUACAAUGACCAUAGAAAAUAUAAUAUAAAAGAUGUUAGAUUAAAAAAUGAAAAUGCUAAAAUCAAAUUUUAAUAAGUCGAAUGUAGUCCACGAUUGGUAUACCUACCCAUAAUAUGUGCGACCGAAUUAGUAUUUGAAUAGAACACUCACAGUAGGAUGUCAUCGGCAAAAUUAUUGUACAAUAUAAUGCUAACUCUUUUAUCUCUUAAUAAUAAACCAUUACGCAGUUUAUGUUUUUAAGUUUUAACUACGACACGAUUUUACAUUUCCGAUUUCUAUGCGUGUCUGAAAUUAAUAUAUUUUUUAUUAAUAAUUACCUAUAUUGAUUCGGUAUUAAAUAUUGGAUUUAUACGAUCCAAUUAAAUAGCAAUACAUAUGAAUCUUUUAUUUGUUUUUAUUGAUUUUAGUUAUGCGAAAUGUAUGUUGUACGUUGAUUUUUGAAGGUCAAAAUGCGAUUUUUUACGAAUUUCAGGUAAUAUUUUUUUCACCUUGUGUGAUUUUGAAAAAUGAUUUUUUCAUUUUUUCGACUUGUUUAAAAAAAAAAUGAUGCACAUCCUAAUUUAUAAAAAAAAGACAUCCAUAUGAAGAAGUCUGUAUGUAUAAGUACAUAAAAACUUUAUAAUUCUCGUGGUUUAUGGAUUUGAAGUAAUUUAUAUUUUUGUAUUUUCAAUCAAGUAAAAAAUACGGAUUAAUUUUAAAACUAUCAUUUUUAUUUUUCUAUCAAAUCAUAUACAUUAGUUUAUUAUUGGCUAUAUAUUUUAAAUAAUAUAUCUAGUAUAUUACUAAAUUGUAUUCGAAAUAAGUGAAAAGAGACGAGUGUUACACAACUGACACAACCCUAUGAAAAGAGAGAGUGCCACUUGUUUGAAAGUCCGUUUGUUCAAAAAUCUAUAUAUUCCAAAGGUCGUUUAUUCGAAAACAAAAUUCAGAGAUUAGUAUUCAAAUAUAACUUAGCGUUUAUAUAAAGAUGAGAAAAAAUUCAGAAUGAAAUUGAAAAUUCUAAAAAACAAGAAUAAUUCAAGGCCGAAUAAAGAAAAAAGGCAACGAAGAACGGAAAUGGCGGAUUAAUGAUAAUAGUUCUGAGCCUAAAAAAAAAAAAACUUAGUAUACAUUUUACAAUUUUUCAAAUUAUUGUUAAAACUGUGAUUAAAAUAUUUUAUUAAAUUUAUCAAAAAACGUAAUUCUUGUUAUUUUCGUAUUUUCACAAUGUCGAAAAUACGACCUUUUGAACAAACGACAUCUGAACACUUGAUUUUCGAACAGGUGACUCCCUUAGUCUUGUGAAAAUCCGAUUUUUUAAUGUGGAGUUUGUGAGUUUUUUAUUUAGUGGCGUACCUAAUUCUCUCGUACGGAGGGGGGGGGGGCGAAAUAUAUUUUUCCAUUUUUAAAAUAGAAAAUUUCUUAAAAAAUUACGUCACAGCUAACUUAACCUAAUAGGAAUUUUAUAUUUAUAAAAUAUUAAAUAGAACAUUUUAGUAGGAACAUAAAAAAGAAAUUGUUUUUUAAUAUAAUUGAAUUAUAACACUAAAGUCUAACCUCCGUCUAAUAAUUAUUAUAUAAAAUAACGUAUUUAUGCGGAAUUUUUUCUUUGCUUUUUUUUGAAAAAAACCGUUAGCCCUAUUCGAACUUCCUGGAAAAAUUCGUCCAUCCUUCUGUAAUGAGGUAAAGUUUUAAAUGUAAAAUGCAUUAUUUAUUUUAUUCUGAAUUUUGUUUACGUAAUUCAUUUGUAAAAUUAAAGAACAAAUUUAUAUUACCUAUUUAUGAAAAUGAUAAAGGUCGAGAUACUUUUCAGAAAAAAUAUUUUUUCUAAAAUGGGUUUUCAAAAAAACCAGAUAUUUCUAUAGUCUCAAAAUUUCAAUAACGGCCAAUAUAAGAUUUUGGCUUUUGCCGAUAUGUCCUAUAGACGUGUGCAUAAAAUGUUUAAACUUAACUUGAAAUUUCAUUGACUCAGGAAACCCUAUUCGGUUACUUUUUCAACAAAAAGUCACUUUUUUCAUUUUUAAUUUGUCGUAAGUUUUUUCGUACUAUUUAUAACAAUUUUUUCCAAAUAUAUUGAGAUUUAUUGUUAUACAAGAAAUGUUUUUUUUUUUUUUUAUGCAUAAAUACUGAACUAAUUAAAUUUUACUUAUCUAAGUUAAUUAAUAACUUUAAUCUUAAUUCUAACAUAAUUGUUAUAAAUGCUGUUUGGUCAAGCGUACAUUCGGUUGAUCAAAUCAAGAUGAAAUUGUAUCUAAUUGUAAUUUAAUAGUUAUAAGUAUCUAUAUAUUCUACCUACAUUUAAAAAUGGGUAUGCUUUCAUCCUUCUAAAAUUCCAUGGUUAUGCCCAAUACACAUUAUACAAUGCAACUAAUACAAACUAUAAACUAUAACUAUAAGUUAUAUAAACUAUAACAUAUUUAUAAAUUAAGUUAAAUCUUAUGAAACUCGUUUUAUUAAUGUAUUUAAGUAAGUCACUUUUUGGUCACUUUUUUUUUAUCAAUUUUAAUCACUUUAUCCAUUAGUACAACACGGUGUUAGCAACCCCGCAUUGUGGAGGCCCAGGUGCCUGCCUAACCCCGUCUAUUUAAGUCUUUGCUUUACGGCACCUUUUUAUCGUACAACACUCUUGUCGCUUCCCUCCUCUUCAUAUUGCCAAACAUAAUAUUCCACUACCAGUUAUACAUCGGCCGUUCACUUGCAUUACGACUGCCUACCUAAAUACAACAUAAUAUCAACUCCUCGUCUCACUUAUCACACACGGAAACGUAUCCCGGUCGAAUGUCCGAAAUAUUACGGACACGUCGUCGUGUCGCGGAUAUUUGGCAUCCGUACGUACCCGUGUCCACUGUGCGUAAUAAAAUAAUAUCGUGUGUCCGACGGCUUGUGCACGCGUAGGUAUAUUUCAUGCUACGCGCAGUCGGGUACCUACCUACCUGCGUAUACCUCAUAAGUUCAUUAUUAACGGUGAGCGGCGAAACUGGUUUUCCGGGGGGGGACUCGCGCGCGGGAGUCGUCGGGCGGGUGUGAAUGUGCGAGCGCGUAGUCGUACGCGUUAUUAUUGUAAUACACCUAUGUUAUUGAUGUUAUUGUUGUGUUUGUUGUGUUUGUUGUUGUUGUUUUUGUAGUAGUAAUAAUAAUCGUACGGCGCUCGCGAUGUAUUGCGCACGUGUGUGUGCGUGUGUGCACGUGAUCUGACGCGGGGAAGGAGGUAAUCGCGCGCGCGAGUUGCGUUCGCGGUCGGCCGGGGGCUCACCAACGGCGACGGACCGCGGACAGCACGCAGUCCGGCGAGCAACCGCGGUGCUACAGAUCCGUUUCUCGAUUUGCGGCUCAGUGACGGUGGCGGCGACGGUUAUUUUAAACGAUAAAACUCGCGCGAUUUGUUUUUUUUUUUCCUCGUAUUACAAUACGUAAUAUUAUUGUCAUAUUGUAUUAUGUGUACGUAUUUUUUUCCCCGCGGUUAUUACACGAAACAUUGACUGACCGUUACAGUAAAAUUGUCACCGCGCACCCGAUGUUGGUCGCAUUUCGAUAAUUAAGAAAAAAAAAAAACCCGACACGUCCGUUCUGUGUAUAGUAUUCGCGAAUUCUUUCGUUGUCGAUUUUUAAAUAUGCUUUGAUAUUAUUAUUCAAAAUACGAUCGGCUUGUAUUUUCUUUUUAAAUUUCGUUUCGCGCCGCCGAACGUCGCCAACGCCGUAGUUAUUACUCGCGAACGCGUAUAACUGCAGAUGUCGUGUUAUUAUUGUUAUUACAAUAAUAUUACGCGCUCGCAUAAUACAACCAUAAUAUUAUAAUAUUAUAUUAAUGAUAAUAAUAUAAUUAUUUUUAUUAUUGUACAAUACAAUAAUAUACGCGCAACACCCGGGCAUGGAUUACAAGAGUUUAACGAUUAGAAAAGCUCCGCGCACGUUGUAGAUUAGGUAUGUUCUCCAUAUAAUAUGACAUAAUGUUAUUAUACUUGUGAAUAAUUUUUUUACUUUUUUUUAUUUUUUCGUACGCGUCGCAGUACACAAUGUUCUGUAGUGAUAUUACAACAUAAAUAAUGCACGCGGGGCGUAUGUUGUACGUUUUUUAAUUUUAAGUACGUGCAAUAGUAUUGUAAUUAUUAUAGUGGUCGUCCGUGUAGUAUAUAUAUAUAUAUAUAGGCACUUGUAAUACGAAGAUAUUAUAAUAUAUUAUUACUGUAUAGUUAUAGAGGUGACCGAUAGUGGGUCUGUGUGUCGUCUUCGUACGUAGAAAACAAUAUUAGGUAGGUAUAGGUAUAUUAUUAUUAUUAAUUUUUUUAUACAUGUCACCCGUGAGUUACUGCCGUUGUGUUUAGUACCGCAGUAUUAUUACUACUGUAUAUUUUGUUGAAUUUUCAAUAAAAUAAAUUUAAAAAAACUCGCCUUACGACUAUAAUAUUGUAAGCAUUUCGCUUUCGACAAAUUUCGUACCACUCGUCGUGAGUCGUGAUACUUUCGCAACAAGUGGUUGCGCGCGUUAACUUGUAUAUUAUUAUAAUAUACGAGUAUGCACGUAAGUGCGAGGCCGCCACUGGCUUUGCUCCUAAAAUAUAAACAUUAAUUUAAUUUAAUUUUUUUUUUCCCGUACAGUACAUAUACUAUUCGUCGGUAGGUACGUAAUAAUAUUUCCUGACAAAUCAAAAUCACAAAUUAUUUGAAAUUAUACUUAUAUAUAUAGUUACUACUACGUCACAAGGUCAGUUAUAUCAUAAUAAUAAUAACGCAGGUAAUAUAUUAGAUAUAUAAUAUGCAAAACAUCACAGCCAAAAACUUAUCGCAUUAUUACAAAUAUUGCAAUUACAUAAUAUACACAUUAAAAACAUCGCUAUUUAUUAUAGAAAGUCGUACAAUACAAUUACCUAUAUUAUUAUUAUUAUAUCUUGCUUUACAGUCUUCGGUAAAAUGUCAUCGACUUCGCUAAGAGAUUUCAAUUUUAAAACGAUUCUUAUUUCAUAUGGUUUUACGGUCUUCGUGCGUUUAUUACUUUUACUUUAGUGUGUUUUGCAUUUUUUUUUUUUUUUGUUUUGUUUUUUUAUGUGUGUGCUACUCCCCCAGACUUGCAAUAACCUUGAUGAGUAUCAAUACUAUAUCAGCGAACGUCGAACUAUAAAAUGUCAAGUACUUCUAUCUGUAUCUGUACCUACUGCUCUUUAGAAAAAAUACAUUAAAUUUCUAUAAAAAUAUAUUUUCAUAAACAAUUUUAAAUUAUUACACCUAUGUGUACAAUAUUUUAUGUGUCGUAGUAGUAAUAUGGUGUCCGGGAUUCUUAGUUUCGAUUUUCUACACAAAUAGCUUAUUAUAGUUGUAUUCUAUUUUACGAUUUUUUAACUAGGAACGCAAAAACUUAAUAAAUUAUAUAAAACAAGCAAUAAUUUUAAUUCAUCGGCGUCGCUGGUGUAAACAACUUUUAUAAAUUAGUAUACGUUGACCCGGUAAUCAUCGGGUUUUCGGUUUUAAUUUUUAGACUACGGCGAAUCUUUAUUUUAAUAUUAAAUUCAUAUAAACAUUCGUACCUACUAGAGAACAGCCCGGUUUUAUAAAAAUGGGACUGGACUUGACCAAAUAUUUUAGAACAUUUUUCAACUGGGUUAGACCAAUUUUUAAAAUUUAUUUUUCAACCCAGACCAAUUUAAACCAAGCUUACACAUUUUAUUUAAAACCCGGAUCAGCCCAGUUCGGAUUAUAUAUUUAAAAAAAAAACCGACCAGGACAGUUUAGACAUUCAUAUUUCAGUAUUUCACAAUGUUAUACGUACAUAGUACUACAUUCGAUAGUAAACAACGUUAAUUUUUAUAAUUUCCUGUUUUGAUCGAAAAUAAUAUUUAAUAAGCAAUAAGACAUGCCGAUAAUGAAACGGUCCUGUUUCAAGAAAUAUGAACACAUGCUAAUUAUAAAUAAUUAGAAAUAAAUUGACAAAUAAUACUAUCGUAUUUUUCUAAUUAUAAAAUCCAGACCAAAAACCGGAAGGUCAAAAGACCGGACCGGACCACUCCAGUGAUAUAUAAAACAUAUUAUGAUUUGAACCAAACCUAACCCAUUAUGGUUGUCCCAGACUCGAACAUCUCAACCAAAGCAUGUUGACCGGACCGGACUUAACCCGGAUCCCGGUCCGGUCCGAGUUGACCCGGGACCGGGCUGAUCUCUAGUACCUACCUAUUAUAAUAUUUACAUGCCGAGUUAUAAACAAAUAUACAUUCAUGUACGCUAUAUAAUACGAAUAUAUAGUAAUAAAUUCAACACAAAAGAGUUUUCUUGAUUUUAACUCAGAACGAGUUCCGCUCUCAACGAGCAACUUUCCCGUCGGGGUAUUCUAUAUAAUAAGUAUCACUGCAUACCUCUAUUAUAUAGUGUCACAUGAUAUCCGUACAUUAAACGCGAUUUAUAAUAACGACACGAUCAUCCUAAUAUGCAUAUUAUUGUGUUUAAAUAUUGUCUAUAGUAUCAUAUUUUACCUAUCAUAGUAUAAUGCAUUGCAGUUAAUAUUUACGUAUUUAGGCACCUACGCCGCAUGUAAAUCCGCCGAUCGUUCACUAUAUAAUAUCAUCUAUUUUAUCUUUUCAAAAAUCACGGAUAUGUAUAUACGGAUAUAAUAUAUUGGAUACAUAUAAAAAUGAACUAUUAAUUAAUGUAUAAUUAAAAAAUAAUAAUUGGCAUGUUGGAUUCAUGUUGGAGAAUAUUGUUAAUGCGCGGUCUUCUUGCGUGAAAUCAUAUAUAACUCAUGCGGUUAUACAUUAUGUACAACAAAACUGAGAAUUGAAAAAUUAAACAGGAAAAACCACAACAAUAGCCAAUACAGGUACUUCGAAAAAUAAUAAAAAAUGUUUACGGUAUAAUAUUUUUAUCAAGUUGUUCCAUGUCCCGUAAAAAAUUAAGAUAUACGUGACUUAUCGCAUCAUGUUGAAUACCUACAGAUACUCACACAUAUCAAUACCGAUGCGUGUAUUCAUAUUAGGUUUUAGCGUUAUUAUAAUCUAAAAAUAUAUAUAUAUGUAUAAUAAUAUUAUACCGUGUUUAGGAACGUAAAACGAUGGUCAUAUUAUAUUCAUCUCGGUGGACAUAAUAAUAUCGUCAUUUCAUAUUUUGUUGAACAUAUUAUUGGUAUUUGUUUUAACUUUAAUUUACUAUCUAAUUCAAAAUAAAUAGGUUUAAAAAAUAAUAUGAUUAAAUUACUAAAACAAGUGAAAUCAAAAUAGAUAAUAAUAUGUUUAUUGCUCGACGUGUUUAUGACGGCAUACAUUAUUUAGACCUGUGGUUGUGUACGUGCUCUGCAAACACCUAAAUAAGUGAAAUUUUUAAAAAAAAAUGUUUAAAGCUAAUCAAAUAAAAAAACAAUACCUACAAGUUUUUUGAACUAUAUCUAAUAAUAAUAAUGCGAUUUUAGUACCUGGAACAUACUAUUUUUUUUUUUUUUUACAAGUUUUAUUUUAAAUAUCUAAGUAAAUGUAUCGAAUAUUAUAUCUAUCAUGUAUGUGACAUGUUCUGCAAUUAAAUGCAACAAUUAUAUGAUGAAAUUUAAUAUUAGAUAAAACUAAUCUUUUUUUUUUUAAUAUAACACGUGGAUAUGGCGAAAAUGUAUAUCUUUAUAUUACAAGAAUAGCAAGUAUUUUAAAGAAAAAAUAGCACGUGUAGUAAUGUACGCAAUAGGUACCUAUGAUAUACCUACGGUAUACCUAAUAGGUAUAAUAACGGUUUAUCAAAUUAUUUCAAAAUAAAAUGUAUUAAAAUAAUUUUGAUUUGAUAUUAUAGUUAUGGAUAUAAUACUAUAUAGUAUAUUGUAGACAUACCAUAGUGGCAUAGUACAAUGAUUUGAAAAAAAUCGUGUUAUAAAAAAGAAAAAAACAAAGUGUAGGUUCUUGAUUGUAUUCAAAUUUGUAAUUAAAUAAUAGCUAUACCUAUCACAGAUAUAUACCUACCCAACAAAUAACUACAAUUAUAGUAUUGUAUUUGAUUUGAACAAUGGUUUAAGUUGUGCAUGAUACCAAUGAAAACGUAUAACUAUUAAGUUAGGUGCCUACUAAUAACAUGGUUCUUUGACCUUAAAGUCAAAUCUCUUUCUUAACCAUUUAUUUUUUAUUUUAUAUUACUAUUUAACUUAUAGACGUAUUAUAUGAAUUGUUCUUUAUUAUUACAACUUAAAAAUCCCGGCUUUAAUAAGUGUUUUUCACUGACCCAAUCUAAAUGUAUUAUAGACGAAUAUAUUCUUUGUAAAAUAUUAUGCUGUAUAAGUUAUCUCACAAAUAAAAUAAAAAAUAUAUACAUAUAUAAUAAUGUAAUAAAUAUUAAACAAUUAAGUUAUUUUUUAUGAACUCGAUAUCCAUAGAAAAAAAUGUAUGUGGUAUCUAUUCAUUAUGUAAUAUUAUAUGCGUAUUAAAAUAAUAUGUUUCAUUUUGAACAAUCACAACACUAUGAAUUUAUGUAGGUAUAUUAUUAAAAAAUAUAUAUAUUUUUAUGAAUUUACGAUUAUUCCUAUUUGUACUGAAAGUGCCCCUUUUAUGGGUCAUCAUUAUAAGAUGCUAUACAAUAAGAAAUUUGGCAAUCAUCGCAUAAAUGAUUUUAAAAAUAUUGUUAUGUGGGUCAUCGACGAUGAACCGAAUCACGCUUUACUGGGAAUUGACAAAACAAUAUAAUUGCAGGAAUAUAGUAAACCGAAAAACUAUUAUAUUAUUAUAAUACAUUAUUGAACUUUAAACUAUUUAAAAUAAUGUACAUUUGCGUAUAGUUUUUAUUUUAGCGUUUCCGUUUAACACAAGAUUUCUAUAAUUAUGACGAUCUAUACUUUAUUUCGGUGAAAUUGUGGAGCCCAUUAUCUAUAAUAUUGUCGUAAUUAUAUGCGAUUAAUGUAAGUGAAUUUAACUCUAUCCCUCACCCGUAAAAAAAAAAAAGUGUAUUAUUUAUAUUAAGUACUUAUUUGAAUACAUUUUUUAAAUAUAAUUUAAACACAAUUUAUGGGAUACAAAAAAAAAAAAGCUGUCCUACGAUAAUGGGGACGGAUGUAGCUUCUGUUAUAGUUGAGUAGUUGGGAAGGUAGUAGAGGGGAAAUUUAAUAUAUAUAUAUAUGUACGCAACGAUUAACCAUUGUUAACGAAAAAACGGUUCUGAGCGGAGUUCGGUUGAUAGUGUUGCUUUGGCAAUAAUAUAUUGCAUGUCAUAUUAUGGUAAGAUAAUUACAUAAUAUGCAUUAUAUAUUUUAUUUAAUAAUAUUUGUUUAACAUUGUACCUAUUUAACCGUUUUUUUAUUCUAGGGAAAACUUCUAGGGAAAAUCAAAAAAUAACUUCCUUAUACCACCUCAGUCAGAUUUCCUUUCAGUAAAAGUGCUAUCAUUGUAAACCGGAGCAAAAUUGCUGGUAGAAAAGUUGUCCAGAUAAUUAAGCAUAUGAAACCAAUACAUUCCUUGCUCCACUAAGACUCUAAAAGGUACCUACCUAUUCGAAUAUUUUACAUGACUUAGCAAAUCCUAUACCAAGUUAAUUUAUCACCUGUUUAUAUAUAUAUAUAUAUAUAUAUAUAUAUGUAUGCAAUAAAUUAAAUUUUAACCUUUCAAUGACGAUAUCUGUAAUACUUACAUUUAUUUAUUAUAUUCCAUUUUUGGUUUUACCAUAAUAUGAUUACGGCUUUUUUUUAUGUCUCUGAAUAACUUAAUUUGUACCAAACAUCUUGAUGUGAUCAUUAUUUUAAUGGGUGGUCUUUGGUAGCAAAUUUCGUCUAGUCGAUGUAUUAGGGAGAUCAUUUUUCGCUUUUCUUUAUAAUUAUGAAAAAUAAUGAAAAAACUUGCAAAUUUAUAUAAUACCAGUUUAUUAUUUUAUUUUUUUGAUGUUAUUCAGUUAAACAUAGAUAUUUGAAAUUAUAGUAUUUUUAAAAUUUGUAUAUCAUUCAGAUUUAUGAGGGUAUGAUUUAUUUGGCCUAACUAAAUUCCUCGAAAAUUUAAUACGUUCUUCAUCACAGUAUACAUCAUAAGUUGUACUUAAUGGUUAAAAAACAAAUUCAGCAUAGUAAAUUGAAUUAAAUGAGUAAAUAAAAUUUAACGAGCAAUUAAAUUUGUUUUAUAAGCGUUUAAAGUUUAAUAUAUUAAGUAAAAAUUACAGCAUUUGAAAACAUGUUUAGCCAAACUUUAUUUAUAAUCGUUUUUUGCUAGCAAUGAUUUAUGGUUUUAAAAAAAAAAAAACGGUAAAAAAAAUUGAAUCACCUUAUCUAUUCUACCUUACUAAACUCCUAAAUAAUACAGUGAUCUUUCCAUGAGCAGUAUUGGGGCAAUGGAAAGAUAGAGUAAACUGGAAAUUAGUUUAUAGGGCCUUGCGGUUUUGACAGUUCUUGAAAUAUAGAUAACAUAAUAUCGAACCGGACGUGGUAGGUAGAGUAAUAGGUAGACCAGCUGACAGUUAUAACCUCUCCCCCUUUUCAAAAUUUAACAGGUUCGUAAAGCAUGUUACCUUCCUGUCAAAUUUUCCUUGAAAAUAGAGAUUUUAUACUACUAUUGUGUGUGUUAAUAUAAAUAUACAGUUUUCCUAUUACUUAUGAAUAUUCUUAUAUAAAGCUUCUUGUCCAAAUUAUCUCAAAUUCGGAAAUUAGAGUUGUUUUAUAGGUGAAUUGAGUUGUGAAAAGUCUGGUUGAAUUUUAAUAUGAAUGUUAACUGUUGCGGUGGUAGGGGCGGGUGUUGUUUUAAAACUUUAAACAAAACGUUUUUGAAAAAAGUCAAUACUCUUUGAAACAUCGAGCCUCUUAAAUUAAUCACUCUGCGUGUGCUAACACAAAAUCAUGUUGUAAAAAAAAGAAAAAACAGAAAAUCAUCAAAGAUAUAUAAAAAUUUGUGGAACAUAAUGGGACACUAAGUUUUAGAUUAUACGAAUAAACUGCAAUAAUUCGGAAUGCACAAUGUUAUAAUAAUAAUUGUAUUAUGGUGUAUGCAGUAUGCAGUUGCAUCACGGACAAAGAGUUAAAUUUCGGUAUUGAAGCAAUGAAGCUAUAGAUACCACGUAAUAAUAUUAUGAUGUAUCGAGUUGACGUACAUUUUGGAAGCACGGCGGUGGUGAAGGCAUAGACGUGCGCAGAUGUUGCUGGCAUGGAAGGCAGAAUAUAUAAUUAUAUAUUAUAUUAUAUUAGUAUAUAUUGUAUGCAGUAUAAUUGAAUAUUAUGUUGGUUAUUAGUUAGUUCAAUUAAUAUUAAUGAUGGAAGUAUUUUAAUUUUAUAUAUCAUUAAUUUAAUUACAAAUUUAGUUUUUUUUUUUUUGGAAGAAAAAUUAUAUUAGUUUAUUUUAUUAGUGAUGUAAACUGGUUUUUUUUUGUCUUAGAAUUAUUUUUACUGUCUAGUUCAAGGUUUCUGGUAUUAUAAUUUUGUUGUGGAGGUUCAUCCGUUGUCUCUUAUCAUUGAUUUCUAGUUACUAAAUAAAUGUGCCAUGAUCGCUUUUGCGGGCUUACACUAUUCCAUAUUUAUUAGGAAAUAAGUAUAUCAGAUGGUAAUAAUGGUGAUACCAUUGAAAGCUUCUUUUUUAUGAAAAACCGAGGGUUAGAUAUUGUAUUAUACAUUAUAACAUGCAUUACAAUAUUAUAGAUAAUUAAAUACAUAUUUCUCAUUUUAUGUAUUAAAAAAAUGUUAUAUUUUACAAAUAUAAAUUCCCAAGUCUAUAUUAAUAAUUGUUUGUAGUUGUGACGUUACUUUUAUUUAUGGAAUUUUCUAUUUCAAAAGUAGUUAAAAAUAUAUUUCGCUUCCCCCUCCCCGUAAGAAAGGCCUUGGUACGCAACUGAUUAAUAUUAAUUUUUCAUUACAUUGUGUUCUUAUGAUUUUGAAAUUCAAACUAUGUAGACAAAUUGUGAAAUCUAUUUACGAUUGAAUUUUCAAUUUUUUUAAAUAACCAUAGAUAGUAAAAAUAGAAAAAAGUUCUUAAGUUUUCAUAAUAUGUAGCAAUGCCCCUAUAUUGGUUGAAACCUAAUUCUUUCUCAGAAAAUAUCGGUCUUGAAAAAAAACCUAUAUCGAGUAUUAUUCAAUCCCUAAAGUAUUAUAUACUAUAUAGAAUAUGAAAAAAUAUGAAUAAAACGUAUGCACAUACACAAUAAUAUUUAUUAUGUUCAUAAAAAAUAUAAAAUUAAAAAGAGCUGAUACUGCCUGUGACUGAUGUGUAGUGGCACCGAAACUCUUAGUCAAGGGUGGCUGUUGCUACUCUUCUUUUAAUAGAUGGGUAGUGGUAGAUGGUAGUUCAGCCAUAUUUUUUAUUGAAUUGGUACGUAUGGGAUAUUAAUUGAGAGUGUUGUAUGGGAGUUUGUUUUGUAAACGAGGGUGGUGGUUUGUACAGCAUUUUAUCUGCCCACAAUUUUAAAACGUUGUUUGGCGCCACUGAGUGAUAUAUAUGCAACUGUUGUAGAUGUAAAGUUGGGAAGGUAGGAUACAUAUUGUCAACGAAAAACAAUUUGGAGUGAAUUUCAGUAAAACAUGUUUUGAAGUGUCGUAAUUUUUACAAUGUUCAUCAACAUUUUAUCUUACUAGUCUUAUGGAAAACAAAUUAAUGCAUUAAACUCAAAUUUUACUUUAAACCAUUAAUCACAACUUAUAAUGUACUUUGAGUUAAAUUUUUAAGUAUUUCUCUUAAGUUAUAUAAUUUUAAUAACAGAUAUCUAACAAAUAAAAUCACGAAUAUGAAAAAAUAUGAAAAAAAGAGCUGAUACUGGAGAUGGGAGCGGCCACUGUUGUAGUUGAGAAGUUGGGAAGGUAGGAUACAUAAGGUUAUUUCAUUUAUAUCUGUAAGCAACGAUAAACCAUUGCUUGACGAAAGACAAUUCUGAGCAUAGUUAUGUAAUACAUAAUUUGAAGUGCCGUAAUUUUUUUUUUGCAAUUUUCAUUUAAAUUUGAUUUCAAAACGUUCAUUAAAAAAAAAGUCGUCCGAUAAUUUUGAAAAUUUUGCCACGUCUAGAUAAGUCUAAUAUAAGUAUUAUUACCAAUUUUCAAAUCUCUACGGUUAUAAAUAUAACUGAAUUGCAGCAAAAAACUCCCAAAAAUUAAAAUUUCUUAGAAGCUCAAGAGUUUUGGCAAUAAUGCCAAAAGUAAAUCAAAAAGGCAACAAAAAAGAUGUCUUAUGAAUUUUCGAUAAAAUCAUUUUUUCUGGUAGAAAACGACGUCCGUGAUUUUAAAAAAUAAUUAAAUCGUGAAAUUGUAUGUUUUCCUACAUUUUUUUCGACUUAAGUGCUUUUAUUUAAAAAAUGGCGUCGAAAAUAAAAAAAUGACAUUAUUAAAGUACAAUCUAGACAACUUGAGAUUUAAAAAAGGUGCUACACGUAAAAAUCGGAGGAAGUUUACUAGGAAAAAAUAUGUCCACAGACUAGAACAAAGAAAAAAAAGAAAAAGAAAAAGAAAUAAACAGUAUUGUAAAACAGAUAGCUCCUCGCUACGUCCGGAACCUAAAUCACGAAAAUAUCAAAUACCUAUAAAACCUAUACAAAGCUAGAAUGUUUCAAACAUUUUACCACGUCUACAAAGUCCAAUAUAAGUAUUUUGUGAAAACUACAGGUCUCUACAAUAAUUUUUAACCAAAUUACAACAAAAAACACAAAUGCACACUUUGCCGUUUGGUAAUUGUGAUGUUUUCCCCUAUUCUUUGUAAUAUUUAAAAAAAAUAUAAGGAAAAUUAAACAAAUAGUUUCUUAUAUACAAAUGAGACAAAAUUUUAUUUUAGAAACUAUAUGUUAUUCUUGAAAUUUGUACAUAAAUUUCUGUUAGAAAAAUAUAAUCUUACACAUUUUGAAUAAUGAAAUCAUUGGGCCGUAAUUUGAAAAAGAAAUCUUUUUUUUUCGUCUUUUUGGUUUUUUCCAAUUAUUAUGAAAAUUUCUUUAGAUAUUAAAAACUGACUUUCUCUAUCAGUGAUUAAAUAUUAAAUGUAACCAAAUCAAUCUCUUGUUAUUUUUUAAUUUAAGCAAGAUUUCUGGUAGAAAAUAUCGUUUGCAAAAAUCAAUUUUAAUUUUCUUGUUUUUCUCAAUUAUUAUGAAAACUACUUUAGAUAUCAAAAAAAAUUACUUUCUUUAUCAGUGGCUAUCUAUUAAAAGGAACAAAAUCGCUCGCGUAUCAUUUUUCGCUUGGAGCAAUAUUUCUGGCAGAAAUAUAGUUAGUAUUAAUUAAAAACAAUGAAAUCGGUUACGUCGUAAAUAUUUGCCGUUUUACCUAUAAUUUUAUUUUUGGUUUUUCUUAAUUAUUUUUAAAAGCCCUUGGAAAAUAAAAAAAAUGCCCUUUUAUAAUGCACUAUAACCAGACAAAAUUUCCUUUCAGAAAAGGCACUACACUCAAUACAUUAGAGGAAGAUUUCUGGUAUAAAAGUUGUUUACAGAUACAAAAAAUAUACCAUCAUAGUAAAACCAAUAGAUGAUCCAUCGCUACGCUCCGAAUCUAAAAUCAAGAAUUAAUUUCUUGAUUUUGAAUCAACGAUCCAAAAUACUACAAAAAAGUACUCAUAUCGUUUUUAAUUGCAGUUAGAUAUUUGGUAAAAAAAGUCGUUUACAAAAAAAAAAAAAAAAAAAUGGUAAUAGUUAACCAUUAGUAUAGUAACCAUUGUAACCAAUGUAAUAGUAAAACCUGUACAUUCGUCGAUACGCUCAGAAUUGAAAAAUGUAACUUUAUGAAAAUGAGGAUGAUUAUUAGUAUGCGAAAUUAUAGCGCCAGUUAAAUAGGUUUAACGGUGUGCUGUUGAAUUAAGCCUGGAAUAUAUAAAAUGUAUUUUUAAAAAUAAUAUCGUAAUAGACUUGAUUAAUAGAACAAUUUAUUAUUAACAGUUUGGACACGCGUAGUGCAUAAUUCUGAUUUGUUUCGUUAGUAUAUUAUAUUAUUUUUAAUUGUUUUUUUUUCUCACCUUAUUACAAGACAAGACCAAUGAUAUAUAUCGAGUUAGAUAGAUACGUACCUAAUAUAUUAUUAUUACAGGUUAAACGGAUGAAUAUGUUUUACUAAACGAGAAAAAAUAAAACGCCUCUGCCUCUCUGUAUUAUAUUAUAGCCGAUGACGACGCGUUGUAAAAUAUUUUUAAACGUGUGCAGGACAAAGGAAGAUUGAUUUAGGCGGUGACGGCGCGGCGGUGUUUUUGUUCCUGCAGCGCGGGAAUAACAUAGGCGUAGGUACUGUGGUUUCGGUACGUCACGAUCGGGUGGUCAAUCAAUCCAGGACGAACCCGUCCGUCCGUAUCAUUGGUGUCUCUCUGCACCGCAAGAGUUAUAAUAUUACGUCAUUCCGUCUGGACAAAACGCCACUGCACGCGCAGUGUUUAAUUAUUUUGUGCCCACUGCGACCGCGUAUAUCUGUAUGUGUACUAUUUUCGCCCGUAUCAAUGCGCACGGUGUAAACGCGCUUUUGGGGCUAUUAUAAUAUUAAAUUCAUUAGUUCCGCAACGCCCCCGACUAGGCGUAUACAUUAUUAUACGCGCCUCUAGCUGCAGCUGCGCCAGCGGUUUCGAGGGGGAAAAUUUGUCGUAUUUUUCGGUUUGACCCGACGCUACAAUUGUAUGCAACGUAUUUACAUGUACUACAUAAUAUAUCAUAAAUUUUGAAUUCGAAUUCGUGGCAAAUGCUUUUCUUUUGUUUUUUUAUUUUUUAGUUAAUUACAGUAUUUGAACGCUAUUUUAAACAUUUCUUUUUCAACUUUUGUUUAUAAACUACAUUGUGCAUCAUUAGAUUUCAAUUUAAAGAAAUGUUAACCAGUUUAGAUUCUGAGUGUAGCGAUGAAUGAUGAAUUAGUUUUGUUAUGUGUGCCUUUUUAUAUUGUUAACACAAUGAUGAUGAUGCAGAAUUUAUCGGUUUAACUAUAUGUGUUUUUUUUUAUUCUGUCCGUUCACAACUUUUUUCUUGCUCAUCAAAUUCAGGGGUGGUUUCUGUCUUUUUGGUAGUAAAUUAUAUCUAGUUGGGCAUUUAUGAGGUCACGUUUUCAUUUUCUUUGUAGUUUUUCUAAGAAUCGAGAAAAACCUGGAGUAUUUACAUAAUAACGGUUUCUGUUAUUUUUUCGAUUUUGUUUUUUUAAUGUUAUUCAUUUGAAAAUAAUCAAAGAGACUUUAAUUAUACACCGAAUAAUCAUAUGAGCACUAUACAUAGAUGUGGUAUAAUUUUCAAAAUAUUCUAGCGUGUUUUUAAGACAUACGUCCCACUUACAACAGUGGACUUACGGUGCGUUAUACAUACGACUUGUUUUAAAUUUAUUAUCAUUUGUUUGACAACUUUUAAUAUGAAGAAGUUAUUGUUAACAUAAAAAAUAUGGAGGGAUGUAAAAGUCCGAAAAAGUAAAAAAAUGGAAUGUAUAAAUUCACGGGACGUAAAAUCGAUUAAAGUAAAAACCCGGAAUUUUAAAAUAGGGAAAUUUAUCAAAGACUACUGGUUCCUAGUUAAACAUAUGUUAAAGUGCUGGUGGAGGGACGACUCACUUUGCUAGCCAAUUCAAGCGCGAGUUCAUUCCGGAAUUUUAUUCGAAAAUAAACCCCAAUUUGUUGUGCAAAACUACGUUAGGUAUAGAAAACGGGGAAAAUGCGAUUUAUAACGUCUACAUUUUAAUAAUUAUUUUAUUAAGAUUUAAUUUUGAAUAAUAUUUUAGAAACCAAUGAUUAUUUCUUGAUUAUUACGUUCCAUUAUAAAACUAUUCCUAAGAAGUAUUUUCCUGCGUUACACGUUUCCCAAAAAUUGUCCAGAUUUAUAUAUGUCCCCAAUAAAUAUAUAAUUAUUAUUUAUAUUCUAUUCAUUAAGAUAUAAUGUUUUUACUAGGUAUCUUUAAUACAUUGGUUUUUAUUUUAUUCAAAAUAUUGUAUUAAUGCCUGAUGGUUUUCCAAAUGUUCUUUUAGUAUAUUCAGUUCACAGCCCUAAUAACCAUUACGUUAUAGUGCAUGUGCGAUUGUGUGAAUAGUAUACAGUGCGUAUUUGAGGGAGGGAGGGCGAUGGCGACGAUUUCUUCCCCAUUAAAUUCUUUUUAUAUAUUUGCUGUAUACGAAAUCUCAGAAUCUCUUUUGAAAUUGAAUGUUUAGCAUUAUUUCUAAUCGAAAAGUGUCAACAGACAUAAAAAUUAAAACACUUCUUGGUAAGAUCAUUAGGAUAUAAAAUAUAAGCUUGUGUAUAAUAUUUUUAGUGUCCCCCCUUCUCCCAUAAAACUAAGUCAAAUACGCCACUGAUGAUAAUGAUAUUAAUGAUGAUUGGUUAGUUCAUCAUGGUAGCAUGUUCACGUGUGUAUUUGUACUAUACAAUACUACAGAUUACCGGGAGUGUGAAUACAACUUAAGAAUAUUAUUUUGAAUUUAUUACGAUAUUGUGUGCGGGUAUAGGUUUCCGCGUGUAUUCCGAACAAUGUGAACCGUAGCUGUCCGAGAAAUUAUGGUUUUUUUUUUUUUUUUUCUGUUGUUGCCUAAUGCGCGUACUAUAGCCCGUACACAUCCUAUAUAAUAUAAUAUAUAUAUAUUAUAACAACCACUUUUAAUAUUGAGAUCAGAUCUGGGAAUUUUAUGUCCGCUGAAGGACACACCCAGACGGCGUGGCGGUUAGACCAUCUAUAAUAUGUUAUAGUACCUACCUAUGUUUUUAUUUUUCUAUUUGUUUUAUUAUUAUUGUUAUUUUUAGGUAGGUAGGUAUUCAUGAUAAUACGCGAUUAUCACCCGGCGGCGGUAACGACAUCGUGGUCGUCGUCGUAUAUACAUAGAAAAAAAAAAUAAUAAUAAAAUAAAAAACAUAUUGUCCGGACCACACCAGCGUGUUUUACUAAAACGUGCGUCUUGUUUCAUAAAGCAUAAUCCGAGUUCGUUUACACAAUGUUUUAUUUUUGCAAUAAUCCGAAGGCUAAUGUCCGGUUUACCGUGCGUCAACGGGGAGGAGAUUUCACGAUGUUUUCAAUGUAGCUGUAGUUAUAAUAAUAAUAUACUAUAAAUAUAUAGUAUUAUAUACGCUGUCAAAAUCACGUAAGGGUCGAAACGUACUUACAUAUUAUUUUGUAGUAGAUUGGAUUUGAUUAAACUACGGCUUUACGCUGACGCCAUAUAAACUGGACGAGAUUCGCGUAAGGAUUAAUUUAUAUAUAUCGUCGAAUUAUUGGGGCGAUCCUUUUUUCUUAUAGCCUAUUAUAUGAUGAGUGGACAAAAAAAAAAAUGUAUUUUUUGCUUAACCGGGAAACGAUUGAAAAAUACUUUUGAACAUAUCUGUAUAACUAUACACCUCUAUUACCUUUACCUACCUAUUAAUUCAAUUUCAACAAAAUGUAUGUUAUCUAUACCUACAUUGUGUGUGUCACGUCCAGUCGGUGGUAUUAGCGAUAAAUGCUCAUUUCAUCAAAAACUAUACUCACCUUAUGAAAUGGAAAUUAUUUUUUUACACUAUGAUAAUUGUAGUAAUUUAAAAUCGAAAAAUCUAUUUGCUUUUUGAAAUCAAAAAAUAGGUAUACUGUUUUAGAUUCUGUGCGAAACAAGGAAUGUAUUGGUUUCACAAUGAUGUUUAUUUAUUUAUUUUUUUAUUUAUAAACAACUUUUCUAUCAGAAAUCUCGCUCUGAUAUAUCAAGUGUAGUAGCUUUUCUGAAAGAAAAUUUUAUCUGGGUGGUACUUUAAGGAAGUUAUUUUUUGAUUUCCUAAGUGGUUUUCAUAAUGAUCGGGAAAAACCAAUAAAAACGUAGGAAAACUGGCAAACUAAUAAAUUUACAAAAUUAAUUAUUUUCAAUUAUAUUUUUUUGUUGUAAUUCAGUUAAAAAUAUUUGUAGAGACUUGAAAUUCAGACAGAAAAAUUAUAUUUGAUUUUUCUAGAAGUGGUAAGGUUUUCAAAAUAUUUUAACUGUCUUUGAGCUAUUAAUAAAUAUUUUAAUUUUGUGAGUUUUUCACGUAGUUUUUAUUUGGUAGGUACUCUGUGGAUAAAAUUAUUACACCAAACAUUAAUGCUUGACAAUUUAAGGGUCAUUUUGAGUCGUACUUUGUGGUAAAAAAAAAUUGAGAGUAAUGUAGAAUUUUUUUUAUAAGUAAGAAUUUUAAUAUCAAAUUUUAACGAAAAUCGUAAAUAUUACGGUCUUUCAAAUCAUGUAUAACUGAACUCCGUUCAGAAUAGGUUUUUGUUAGAAAUGAUUAAUCGUUGUGUACAGAUAUACAUUGAAUUCUUCUCUAUAUUCUACCUUUCCAACUUCUCACCAUCGUGCAAAGUAUGUCUGACUUUUUAUAAUUUUUUUGUCAAUAAUUUUAUUAUUUCAUAUAAUUAUUACCUAUAUGGAAUGCCCCACGAAGAUUAUAUGAUUGCAAUAUCUUGGAAAAUAUUAACUUAAUUCGUAAUUUUAUUUUUAACAAUUUAAGAAAUACCGAUUACCUACUUAAUAUUUUUAAUUGUGAAGCAUUAUUUAAACGCGUUCAUACAAAUUAUACCCCAAUACUCUCUCCGUAAGCUUACUUAAAAGUAGUAUACCUUAUCAAUCCAUUAUUGACGGAAAUUAAUAAUGUUAACACCAAAAUGUUAAAUACAUUUUGUAUACAACUUAUAAGUAUUCUGUGUAUUUUUUAAAUUUUUAAUAUAGGUUAUCAUUUAAAAAUUAAAAGUAGUCGUUAGUCGGUUUACCUUCAAAAAUAAGAGUGAUGAAUAAUAAUGGUAAUGUACUAAAAAUAUAACAUUUUAAAGCGCCUUUUUCUUAAAUCGUCAUGAUCAAUAUCUUUGUGGGACACAUCUGUAUAUUUAUACUUACAUACUUAUUUAAAAUAUUUUACUUUUAUCACACUGCAAUAUUUGGUCUUAUAAAUUCUAGAACUCUGAUUAAUUUUAUUUACUUAAUUUUGUAAUGAUUAUAGAACAGCACAACUGCAGCUAUGUAAUAUGUACAUUUGUGCUAUAUUAUGAUAUUCUAGAAUAUCAGCUCAAUUACUGUUUAAAAUAGGUUAUCAAAUAAUAAAUAAGUAAUAAAUAUGUAUAAUAUAGGAAAUAAGUAUAGCUAGAUCUAGUUAAUUUCACGAUGUGGGUAUCCGAGUAAUGACAACACAAAAUAACAAAAACACAAGAUAUCAAAUUAUAGUAUACAUAUUGCAUAAACAGUCAUGCAAUUUUCACAAAUUUCACAAAAAAAUGAGAAAAUGAUUUCCUUUUGACAAAUUGAAAACUAUUUCAUGGAAAGGUUGAAAUAGAAUGAAUUAGUUGAAUAAUUUCACCAAGUGGAUGUGAUGUUAUAAUAUUUAUAUACGAUUUAAAUGUAUUUAAAUGUGAUUUACAUGUUUAAAUAUAUUCCCCAACCUAUUCCAUAUUUCGAAAUAAAAUUAUAUAUUAUUACCUUCACAUUAAAUAAAUAAAAUUGAAAUAAUAAUAUCCGAUUUUCACUAAUGAAUCUUCAUUGUCUAAUAAAUAGCCAACAAGGAAUAGAUACCUAUAAAUAAGAAAAUAAUUAACAUAAACUAACAUAAUAAUUAAUAAUAGAAUAUAAAUACUUAUUAUAUAGUUAUUAAUUAGUUAAUUAUUAAUAUAUUAUACAUAAUAUAAAUCAAUACACAAUAGUACAAUAGUAAUUUCUUAUCUAAUAUCUAAGUACUAUUUAAGUAUUACAUUUAUUUUAUUAAGCUUAAAAAUCUAGGGGUGCUAAUUUUAGAUUUAGGGGUGCUAAGCACCUCCUGGCACUCACAUAUGAACGCCAAUACCAGUGGUAAUACUUAAAACAUUUGUAUUGAUUUUUAAAAAUAAAAACAACAUAGCAAGCAGGUAUUUAAAAUGUAUAAUCGGAUUAAGCCUGUAGGCUUAGAUAGUUGUUUUUAUUUGUAAUAAUUUAUCAUUUUGCUUCCAGUAAAUAAACUAAAUUAUAUUACUUCAACAACUUUUUCCCACUAAUAACGGUGACCAAUUAAUGGUAUAUCCGGCUUAUUUUAUAAUAGGGAAGUAUGCAAUUGAAACGAAGAGAUAACUAUUUUAAAUUGUAUUUAAUUCAUAAAAAAAGAUACUGACAUAGUUCACGUGAUGGGCCACUGUUGUAGAUGAGAAGCUGGAAAUGUAAAGGGGAAAUUUAAUGUAUAUCUAUAAGCAACGAUUAACCAUUGCUAACAAAAACGAUUCUAAGCGGAGUUCGGUCAAUAGUGUCUUUGUCAACAAUAUAUAUAUGACAUAUUAUGAUAAAAUAAUUACAUAGGCAUUAUAUAUGUUCUUUAAUAAUAUUUGAUUAAUAUUGUACCAUUUUUCAUACGAUUUUUUCGCUGUUUUUCCCAUGUAUCAUGAAAAGAGCUAGGAAAAUCAAAAUAUGACUUCCUUAAAGUACCACUUCAGUCAGAUUUUCUUUCAGAAAAAGUACUAUAAUUGAGAAUCAGAGCAAAAUUGCUGGUAGAAAAGUUUUUCGCAGAUAAAAAUACUAACACAUUCAUCGCUCCGCUCAUAACCAAAAACGUAUCAGUUGAAAAAUAAAGUAUUAUAUCAUUCACAAUAUACAGUAUACCUACAUGAUAUUAAUAGUUAAAUUUUAAAUUCACUGCAUAAAACGGGGAUUUUUCGAUUCAGUCAUCUUAUUAUCAAUUCCGUCGUCUAUCGAUCGAUUAUACAAUCAAUAUACGUAGAAUCUGUUUAACACUGAAUCGUUUUGAUUAAAUUAAAAAAGAAACUCACAUGUUGAUCCACUAAGGAAGAAUUUUUUAAAAUUCCAAAGUUGUCAAUGAGUUUACAGAAAAAUGAAAUGAUGUAUUUUAUAUACCCCAUGCAAAUGUAUUAAUAUGAUGUCAACUAGUAAAACAAUUGUAUUGUGUACAAUGGGCAUAAAAUUAUUUCUAAAGAAAAAACUACAUGAAUUUGUGUCACCAAAAACAAUUAAGUUAAUUAAAACUUCUUCAAUUUUCACCUAGAUAAUUGGAAUAAAAAAUAAGACAAUUAACAAGAAAUUUGUAUUUUAACAAAAUUGUCAGUCAUGACGAUACAAUAAAUGAUGUUGCAGAAAGAGGUGUAGAGUAGAUAAUACAAUAGUAGGUAUACAACAAAGGACAAAAAACAAAAACAAUGUUUGUUAGAAGUGGUAAAUUAUUACAAAGUGGUUAUCCUGAUAGUAAAAAGGUGACAUUAAUUAAUAUGUAUAAGUUAUAGGACUUUUAUUUAAAUGUAAUAUAUUUAUCGCAUUACUGUAUGUACCUAUUUUUUGUAUUUUUUAAUUAUUCGGUAUUAACUAUAUUAUACUACACACAAAUGUAUUGUAUAAUACAUAUUAAAUUGUAUUUUGUAAUAAUCGCAAAAAACUUAAUUUUACAAAAACUUAUUAUUUAUUUUAACUUUUAGAGAAAUAUUAUAGGAAUGGUUUUUUUUAUAAAAAAAAAUAUUUAGAGAAAUAAUUAAGAUAUUAUGCAUUUUUAUACUAAGUUCAAUAUAUUUGAAUCUAUAUAUUUUAAAAUUCCAACCCAUCACCAAAAAAAUCAUCACCAAAUUUAACUAAAUUGAGUUUUUUUAUGGUAACGAAAAAUAAGGAAGGGUGAGAAAUUAAAAAAUUGAAAGUUAAAAAACUAGGACACUCAGUGACCCAGUGACUACUAAUGUUUCAUAUAAAAUUCAAUAUUCAACUAUUUAAGCAACUAUUUUUAGAACUUUGUACCAUAUACUUCAUUUUAUAUUGAAAAAUGAAAAUAAAUAAAUAGUGUUGUAUAUUAAUUCUAAAAUAAUUUAAUACUCUGAAUGAAUUAAAUAAAUUAUAAAUUUAUGAUACCAUAAUCACUCCCAACAUUUUGUAUUGCACUUAAGUUUAUAUAAGUUGUUCCUAGUGGUGAAAAAAAAAUGUAAAGUAGUAAUUUUUUUUUAUACUUAAUUGUUUUAAAAUAAGAUUUUUAAAAAAAAAUCGUAAUUAUUACGGUUUUACAAAUCAAGUAUUAACGAACUCGAUUUUCGUAGGCAAUAGUUUAUCAUUCGUUACAGAUAUAAAUUAAAUAAUUAAAUGUAUCCUACCUUUCCAAAUUUCCACCUACAAAAAUGGGACACUCACCAGCAGUAUCAGCUCUUUUUUUAAAUUUUAUCAAAUUUCUAUAUUAUGUAUAUUAUAUGGGUUAUAGAAAUAAGACCUAAGAUAGUAAAUAUCUUUUUAAAAAUACGACAAAAAUAAUGUACGAAGAAAAUUGUAACUUUUUGUUAAAUUUUCGAUAAAGCUGUUUGGCGUUAGUCGUUUGUUCUUGGAGAUUACGCACUUACAUUUCUGGUAUAUUAUUAUGGUUGUACGUACAGGUAAUAAGACAAGUCAACAUCUUCAUAAUUCAAAUGUAAUAUUUCAAAAAAUGUUUUAUUCUAUUGCUAUUCCACGUAUACAGCAUGCAACUUAUUAUUGCGUAUUCAUAGUGCGAUUAUCUAAUUAUAAUGUUAUUUUUUUUCAGGUCGAGCAAUGGGCCUCGAUGGGGCCACAGCGUUAAUUAUUUUUAUACUUUACGCGUCGUCAAGACUUCAACAGAAGGUUCACGCGGACAUAAAAGUGGGUAACGCCAUUAACGUGUUUAAUCGGUAUGGAUACUUUAGCAUAAGCAUGAGAGUAGUCCCCAGAAACGACACGGACCAUUCGUGGAUAUUCAGAGAACCAACAGUCGAUGUGUUUACGAAUCUGGCGGAAAAACAGAAGUAAUAUAAAAUAGUUAUUCAAAAUAAAAUAAAAUAAAUAAUAGUCGCGUUUUACACUAUACUUAUAUUUUACGACAAUUAUAUUUUCAUGUAUCUUCUUCAUCUUCGUCAGUAUCCAACAAUAAUGGGGUCAAUUAUUCAUAUAUUCUUAUUCUCUACAUUUCACUAAAUCCUUUGACAUUUUUUUAUCUUAGUACUUACAUAACGUUCCUAAAAACUUCUUAUCUGCAUUUAUUUUUUACUUCCUUGACUUCAAUAAACAAUUAUUUUCCCUAUAAACUUAACUGUUUCAUCACUGUUUCUCUUCGCUCAACAUAUGUCCAUAUCAUCUUAAUCUGUCCUCUCUUUUAUUUUACCUGCUAUACUCUUGGACUAUUUCUUAUAUAUAAAUUAUUCCUAACUCUAUCCAAUCUGGUCACACAAUCAUUUCUGCUAUACUUACUUAAAAUUGUAUUUAGUUCCCAAUGGCCAACACUAAGAUCUGCUCAAACAUCAUUGUUGCAGACCUAUCUGCAUUUUUAUAAAAUGUUAACGCUUUUAUUCUUAAUAGCACCUUUUUAUCAGAUAACACUUAUAUCAUAUUCCUUCAAUUCUCCUUCACUUCAUCCAGCAUCAUUAUGCACCAAAUUUAACUGGCUACAUCCUCAAUUCGCUUGUACCACUGAGACAAUAAAUACUUCAAUAUUUUGGUGCGAUUAUCUGACACAUUACUCUGUGGUAGCCUCCAUUUCUUCUUAUUAUAACACUUCCAAUUCCAAACCCAAACUCUUUACUAUGUAUAUUAUUUUAAAAUACGGGAAUAUAAUUAAUAUUAAUCUUCUUCGUUGUUAUUAUUAUUUUUACUAUUAUUAGCCUCAAACGAAGUAUUGGAGGAGGCCCGGUUUUUCAAGGGGACUUCCACAUGGAAUUCUGCGAUAAUGUAAAACAAUUAUUGCAAGCCUAUUUCAGAGAUUUUUCCGUAGAACGGCUGGACAAGCCGUGGCAGGCUUUUACGGGUAGUUGGUCAAAAUUAACGUUGGCCAGAAAUUUAGGUUAGUCGGACGACCAUCAGCAUACAUAAUAAUAUACAUGUAAUGUAAUAAUUAUUAAUUAUAAUCAUACCUAUAUACGAACAAUAAAUAUAUGUUAAUUACAGUAGGUAUAUUAUUUAUUUAUGUAAAUAUUACAAUUACAACAACUAUAAUCCUAAUAUAGCGAUAAUUUAAAAACAACGUGUGAGCAUUAUUAAUACUGUUGUGUGUGUGUGUGUAUUUUUAUAAUUACUCUACAGGUUUAGAUGUGUCUUAUGUAACCGGCGACCAUUGUUAUGUCCUCGUCAGGGUGGCUAGACAUAGGGAGACGGCUAAUUUGGCCGCGAUGGACAUGGAGAACACUGACCUUCACGAACCAGUGGCCAAACAGGUGGCCUCCGUUAAUGUCGGCGAUAGUUUGUCGGUCAUUGAAUUUGUCAGAAGCUUUGGAUCUCAUUACGUGACGUCAUAUGUCACAGGCAAUUCUCUUUAUCAGGUAUGAGUAUACCCAUUGUGUUUUCAAACAUAAUUAUUAUUACCUAUACUGUAAUAUAGAUAUUUACUUAGUUACCGAUUAAAGCCCAAAUAUUGUUUGUGUUGUAUGAAGUACAAUGCACGCCCCAUCAUCAUAAUUACGCGCAGUAAUACAAUAUCGCAUCGUCAUAUACUUUAACAUACGUAGGUAUAGUCAAUUAUUGCGUAAGAAUAAGUUUGAUUUGUUUGACGCAGAGUCGUUUUCUCAUAUUAGAAUUAUUAUUACCUAAUAUCUAAAAGUAUUUGCGUUAUAAAGUAAAUUGGCAAUGAUUUCAAAAUCGAAUUGAAUGCAUAUAACUUUUGGUUGAUUGUUGGUAUUUUUCGUAAAUUUUCAAAAAAGUAUAUAUAUACUGAUCUUAUAGUUAUAACUAGUAUAAAAUAUCGAAAAAUAUUUCGUGAGAACUGAUCAUGGGAAAAAAUAAAAUAGUUGAUUCAUUUUUUCGUCUUCUAAUUUUGUAAGUUGUGAUUUUAACACCCUUAAAAUGUUAACAUUCCUGCAAUCAUUAGCUUUUUCUGUAUGACAAUAAACCCGAUGGUGGUUGGUUAAGUUUUCAAAAAUACAGCAUCGGUAUUUCGUUAUCUUGUGUAUGCAUUAUGUAUUAUAGUCUAUACAUACCUAUACAAUAAUUGGAUUAACACUAAAUAUAUUUUGCUGUAUUUUUGAAACUACGUAAAAAUAUUAGGUAUUUCGAUUAUCGUUCACUCAAAAUUCAAUCAAUUUCAACUUUUUUUUUUUCAAUAUUACCAAUGAGACACGAACAACAUUAUAAAAUGAUUAUUUUUAAUUUUUCAAAAAUCAAUCGGAAUAUUUUGUUUUUUAAAGUUGUUAACGUUAUUUUUUUUAAUAAUAAUCAUAGUGAAACUGUUGAAAGAAAGGUUACAUUAUAUUAUAUUUUUGAAAAAUUGCAUGGUUAGAUGGACGUGGUAUAUUUUUUUAAACGACCCAUCGAGAAAGAACUGUAUUAAAUAAUAUGAUCUAAUCUCGGAAUUAUAGAGGGAUGAUGAUAAUCACUGUUUUCAUCGCUAAUUAGGUUAUAAUUAAGUAUACCGAAACGGCCAUCAAGAAAAUAAAACCAUUCCUAUAUUAUGACAGUAUAGUACAUAUCGAGAGCUGCGUUUAUAAGAAUUCUCGUGUCCUCGGACAAAAACCUCAUGAUAUGCUGCCUCCCACCGAUCACGUUGGCUAAAUUACUUUUUAUACACAAUAAUAAAGCAAUAAUAAUAAUAAUAACGACUAUUGUCUCGAAAAUGUAUACUAUUUUCGUCCUAAAGUUUGUCUGCGUGCUCCGCCUUGAUAACGGCCAUGGCAACAAGGCAACAGUCGGUCAACAUCUCCCGUCACCGCAUAGCUUAAUAUACACCUACUUAUAGUAUUUACUAUAAUACGUUUAUAAUAUAUGUAUACAUAAACAGUUACAGUAUAAUAUAAUACCUGUAUGCUUACUUAUGAAUAUUAUAUAGUACACUACAUUUUAUCUAUUGCACUUUAUUAUAAUAUUUGAUUUGAUUUUUUUAAUCGAUAAUAUUUAUGGUUGCCAGAAUUGUAUUACAUUUUAGUCAGUAGGGGAGUUUAAAAUCCGGUACUUCCUGCGAAACAAAUAAAAAAAGAUCAUACAAAUGAGGAUACAAUGAGGAGAGGGUUAAAAGUUGAAACUCCCAUAGAUCAUAUCCUUGAUACUUAUGUAGUGUGCAUGUAAGGAGUGUUAACUCCUUUCUCAACAUGAUGCAAUUCAUAUUGAAAUUCAACCAACAUUUUAUUAUUUCAAUUCGCCUAUUAAACAACUCUAAAUUGAGUUAAAUUGGUCAAGAGCCACUUUUCGAUGAAAAUUUAACAAAAACAAAAACUGGCAUGGUUAUAAAUUAUUAUAUGGUAAAUUUAUAUAAAAAAUCUACAUAUGUAGGUACAGCCCUUGAAAAUAUUCUAUUCUUUAUUAGGUAUAUUAAUGUUUAAACUUUAAUUUCAACCUAAACGCUACAAUUUACGACCUAAGUAAUCUGUGUUCCCCGUUAGAUAGACUGAAACUUUAUAUACGAGUGUGGCGUUCAUACUCAAGCUUUAAACAAUUUUAUAUAUUUAGUUAAGACCGAUAUUAUAUUUGACUGUUUGGUACUUACGUACGAAGUGGUGAUUAAAAAAAUGAUUUGCCACUCCCCCUACUUAUGUUCAUAUUUUGAUGGUUACAAGAAAGUAACUUACAUUUUAAUUAUGCCGACUAUUUUAUAAAAUGUAUUGUACAGAAUGUCACACGAAGAUAUACUCAUUCUAAUAUCUCCGGAGAUAAUAUACAUAAUAAUCAAAUUCUGUUGUUUUUAUAUAUUACUCACUGGGAUAAGGACUACAAAUAUAUAUAUGUAUUAAAAUUGAUUUUUUAUGUUUUGUAAAAACUUAAAAAAAAAAAUAACUUUAUUUUAUUAUUUUCGGAAAAUUUGAAAAUAGAAAUUGUAAAAAAGUUUAUUCUCCUGAAUAUUUUGACGUAUACAUUUUUUAUUCUCAUAAAAUUCGUAAUUUUAAAUAAUUUUUUUACAUAAAACAAAAUAAUAAUAAUAAAAUAAAUGUUUUUUUUAGAUUUUUUAACAUAAAAAUUAAAUUAAAAUAUAAAUAUUUGUAUUCCUUAUCGCUGUGAGUAAUAUAUACAAAAAAAAAAAAACAGAAUUUGAUUAUCUUUAUUCUCUCAGGAUGUAUUGUAAUGAGUGGGACACUUGGUAUAUAUCACUGUUACUUUAUUAAUCAAUUAGUAUAUUAUGCCAAUUCUGAAAUAAAUUGACACCCACGGAGGCUGCUCCCUUAGCCCGAGUGGCUCUUAGCGAUAGGGUGGCAUGACGGGCAAUGAGUCCCGGAUCCAUAACAUUUAGUGGUCCCAAAUCAGGGCCCAAGGCGUUGUUGGACAUGUGUAAAGGGCUUUUUCGAAUUACUUUUUUUUUACGAUAUUUUACUACGGGCAUUAGAAGUUUUAGUUAAGUUAGCGCUUCCCUAAAUGUGACCCUAGUAUAAAAUUAUAUCUAUACUCGUAUACUAUCUAGUAUGUUCUUUUGUAAAUAUACCUAUAGCUAUAACUUUUAACUAAUAAAUAAAAUGAUUAUUGUUGUUGAUUACAAAGAUUGAACCAUUGUGAUAUAAUAAAUUUACAGUCCAAUAUAAUUGUAUGACUAUUGCAGAGGCAUAUCUCUCAAGGGUGUGCUUAAGGAAUUUAAACUCCCCUACAUUUCAGGAACAUUCAGUUGAAUUCAAUCCUGAGUCUGUAAAAGUUUUUAAACAGAAUAUAACUAUUGCCCUAUUGUGAAUAUACCCCUCCUUAAAAAAAAUCGAAUUAAACCACCAAACUACAGUAUUAUUCUUUAUGACUAUGAUCAUUUACCAUGGUUGAAGAGAUGGAGAAGUUGUGUUUCAAAUAUUAGUGAUGUUUUAGGUGACGCUCAUGUAAUAUUGACACCCAAUCAUUGUCUCAAAUUAUAUAAUAUAAUAUACAGUAGAAGCCGCUUAUUAGAAACACGGAUAAUGGAUACAAAAUAUGUUAAGAUGGACCGGUCGUAUACUUAAACCAAUCAUUUAUUAGAAACAAUCGGUUAAUUGCCACGUUUCAUCUUGGUCCCAAAGUGUUCCUAAUAAGCGGGUUCUACUGUGCCUGUGUUGUAAUAGAAUACAAGUUUGUCUAACACAUUUGUUUUAUGCAUACAAUACAGGUAUAUGUAUACGUUCCGAGCACUUAUAAGGUGAUUAAGGAACGUUUAAAGUCUAAAGGAGUGUCGCAGAUCUCGAACCAAGAGCUGACGGGAUAUUUUUCACCAUGGUACGCUGAGCACGUUGGCAAAAUACAAUCAGCAAGUGGCAACGACACAGUCGAACGUUGGGCCCAGCAGCGGCUCAGGGUCAAGUUCUAUUUCUUCACAUUCACGUCACUCCUGAAACUUCAUGGAGACACACAAUUGCUGAGUGAACUAAACGGGAUACUCGGUAAUGAAGCACUGCUCAAACUUGACCUGAAGACACUGGCGCCGGCUUUUAAGGACAUUAAAAAAAGAGCUUGGUUUCACGAAGUGAUGGACAAUAAUUUAAAACUGUGGGAGGUCAAUAUGUAA
Messenger RNA from Cinara cedri, 36790 nucleotides. Lineage: Eukaryota; Metazoa; Arthropoda; Insecta; Hemiptera; Aphididae. The record is from the annotation of a GenBank genome assembly.